AUGAAUCGCGGAAAGACCUCCGUUCCAACGUACUCCAAGAAUUCCCCUGCACUGAGAGAAUACAAGGACCUAGUGAGGAAGAUCAGGGAGGACCAGAAAACUAACACUGAAUUCAGAACAGAGGAGGAGGAUACUGGUAGUGAGACCACAGUUAUAAACCAGGGAGCUGACCUGAAUGAUUUCAGUGAUGAGAAUAACACAUUUGAAGACAUUGAACUCAUAGAUGUGAGGGUAGCUAGAGAUGACAUCCCAGGUCUUACCCCUCUGGAAAAUAGAGAGCUUCGAGGAGUGCUUGACCCCACAGACACAAUGGACCUGGAAUCAAGAGUGGGUGACGACGGUGCGCUCCAGAAACAAUUAGAAUACUUUCAGGACACGAUUAAUAAAACAAUGGAGUUGAGGGACGAAACGGACGACAUAGAGGAGUUCAUCAAUUUGGAAGAAAGAAUAGUAGCUCUUAGGGAAGCAAGGACAGUAAUGCAGAAAGAAUUAGAGGAAGGUAGACAAGCUCAAGUUGAAGACAUUUCCAGAUUCCGCAAAUUCGUGAAAUGGUUAGGGGAGGAGGUGGGACUCACAGGUGUUGCAGUAUCAACGGCCGGUCUAAUUACAACUCUACUGAUGCAUGCUAGGGGAGCAGUCAUAGGAACAGCAAAGGCAACAGGUAAAGUAGCAAAAGCAUUAGCCAAGCUAGCUAAGAAGGCAGGUCCCAUUCUUGUGCCUGUCCUUGGGGUGCAAAGGGAAUUGCAUGGCUAG
Molecule: messenger RNA, 753 nt
Organism: Paramuricea clavata
Lineage: Eukaryota; Metazoa; Cnidaria; Anthozoa; Malacalcyonacea; Plexauridae
Source: the annotation of a GenBank genome assembly